This is a messenger RNA of Ambispora leptoticha, 1023 nucleotides long. NCBI's taxonomy places the organism in Eukaryota, Fungi, Glomeromycota, Glomeromycetes, Archaeosporales, Ambisporaceae. The record is from the annotation of a GenBank genome assembly.
AUGGAAACAACUAAACAUAAACAGCCAAUUAGAUCAAACAGCACAAAUGAAGUAGAAGAUGCCAAAAUAUUAUAUCAUGAUAUUCACGAUUACUUGGAGACUCUUACCAACCUCAUAAAAAGUGUUGCAGAAGAAGAAGAAGAACUUCCCACAUCAGCUGCGAAUUUCUUGAGUGAAUACGAGAGUUAUCUCGCCGAUUGUUCCGCUCAUCAGGAUAUAAUUACCAAUAUUCCAACCACGUCAACGAAAAUUCAGUCUUCGGAAUGGCAUCGUUCUUACCUGUCAUCAAAGUCAUCAUUAUUGUCACCACCACAGCCUCGACGUUCUCAUUCUGCUCCGGCUGUAUUUCAAAUGAAGGAUGCGACUAAACUUAUUCAACUUGCGCGAAUAGAACCAACGAAAACGACAAUCGAACGCGUACGCGCGUCUGCUAUUUUUUCGUCGAUCACUUCUGGUGUGUCUGACAAGAACAAUGAUCAAGCAUCUAGCAUUACAACUCCAAGUAUUAGGAAUUUAAAUAAAGCAUUGUUUGGUACCACAGAUCAAAAAGAAAUUGCAUUAAUUAAACAGAAAAUGCAAGCUAAGCCUCUUGUUUCUUUCCCAACCUGGUGGUUCACUAAUGAAAAAUCAUCGAAAAAAGUAUUUGCUCAUUUUACUGCAUGGUUCUUUGCAACUGAUGAUGAUGAACCAACGGAAAUAGAAAAUGUGACCGAAUCUCGAACGGAAACAGACUCUCAACCUCCAAUAACAACAACUGCAACUCAGCCCAGAAUUCAGUCAUCAGCCACGAAUGAGAGUCAAGUUAUUCAAUCAACUCUCUCUCGUACCUUUGGUACUUUAUUCUCAUCCAACAAGAAACAAAAAAUAGACGAAAAUUCAAAGGUCAACCUUGAGAAAUUGAUCACUUUUCCCACUCCUAUUUUCGACGAUAAGUUUGAUUUUAUCGCGAAUAUUAUUUCGUUUACAAAAAACGCAGCCAUGCGUAUAGAUCGUUGGGAUAGAUACAACGAACCAAUUAUGUAA